Schistosoma guineensis is the source of this 2790-nucleotide messenger RNA. NCBI's taxonomy places the organism in Eukaryota, Metazoa, Platyhelminthes, Trematoda, Strigeidida, Schistosomatidae. The record is from the annotation of a GenBank genome assembly.
GACCUUGAAGUGUUUUUAAAUUUAUCCAUGUCUAGUUGGUUUACUAACAAAUUGACCGAGUGUUCGGGGCCAUAUUUAUCGACAGAAGACUUACUCAAGCUGCGUGGCGAAUGUAGUUCUGCUUUUGAGCGGAAUUAUGGUUUGAAGCUUUGGAAGAAUGGACUUCCAAGUGAAUUAGGUUCACUGAAUCGUACUACACGAGAAUGGUUAUCUAUGGCACUGAAAUCAAAAUCUGGGCAAGACUACAUGUGUGCGAUGGCCUACUUAGUGAACUCUUAUCCACUGUACGCCAUUCGAUUUCUUGAUAAUUUACUAUCGUUUGUCUCGCCAUCGAAAAAGCGAGAUUGCUUCAAAUCUCUGGAUAUACUAAGCCACCUCUUUUGUAGCUUGAUACCGAAAAACCGUUCUUUGAUUUCUGUCGCAAACCGACCUUCACACGUGCUAGAAAAACUAGAUACUCCCUCUUCGAAGGAAAAUGUCCUUUGCUUGUGGCAUUUUGAAGAUGAACUGAAGGCGGUGUAUUUGCGGUUCAUCAAAGCUUCGGAGAAACUUUUGUUAAGUGACUGUGUAGAUAAUUUCAAACGAAAAGCGUUAGGGAUUCUUGGUAGCCUUGUCCAAAAACAAGAGAAUCAAACGUUAAUAUUAAACAUAAUAAUUAAUAAACUCGGUGAUCGUAGUAAGGAGUUUGCAUCUGCAGUGAUACAUAAGUUACGUCUAAUUGCUGGAAUUUCCAGUGAUUUUCUGCAUUUAGUUGUUCAAGAAGUUCGAUCUUUCUUGUUCCGUCCUAAUUUGUUGGAAAGAUCAAAAUACUACGCUAUUUCACUUCUAAGUUGUUUGGAGCUGAAGAGUUCGUCCCGUGGAAGCGGUACCGAUGCAAAUAUAUCGUCUGUGGCAUCAACAUUGAUCAAGAUAUACAUGUCGUUUUUCCGUUCAUUAGCCAAUUCCAAAGAAAUCCCCGAACGACUUACCACUAUAUUACUUAGCGGUUUAUGUCGAGUAGCUCCUUUUAUUUCUGAGGAGGCAUUUACAUCUAUGUUAAGUGAGGUUGAUGAUCUGUUUCGGCUUGUUCAUACCACUGGCUUCACUGUGUCUGUCCAAGCUUUGUCUGUACUUUUUCAAAUUUCGACUCAUUGUGUCGCCAUACGUGAUCGUUAUUAUCAGGCUUUAUAUAGAAAAUUACUGGAUCCUGCUAUUCAUCAAAGUUCUAAAAAUCCAAUUCUACUACGUUUAAUCUAUCAAAGUAUGGUUGGUGAUGAUGAUACUGAUCGAAUUGUUGCAUUUAUUCACAGAAUCUUGCAAUUAUGUAUUUCGCAUACAGAUCCUGGUUUUAUUGUUGGUUGCUUGAUUUUAAUUAAUAAGGUCUCAUUAUCCAAACCAAAUGUUAUAAUGGUUUCUCAAAUAAAUAAAGAACAUUUACCAGUUAAUGAAGUGACGAGUUUGGCAAAAUUCGAACAGUCCGAUGAUGAUGAUGAGGAUGAGCAUUUCAGUGAUGCACAUUGUUCUGAUGAUGAUAAUCAUAAUGAUGAAAGUGUACAGAAUGGUGUAAUGACCAACAAAACGACCGAAUCAGAAAAAUCUACAGUCAUAACUGAUAAGAGUAAUGUAUUAUUAACAUCAUCAUGGUAUCAUCGUUCUUUAAAAAAGCAACGGAACACCCGAAACAUAUUUAAUUAUGGUUAUAAUCCAACUGUACGAGAUCCAAAAUUUGCACAGGCUACUGGAUGUUUACUUUGGUCACUUAGUCUCCUGUCAAAACAUAUUCAUCCUACAAUUAAUUUAUUUGCCAAUUCAUUAUUAAAUAAUUUACCAAUACAAUACACUGGAGAUCCAUUUACGGAUUUUGGAUUAAUGCAUUUUCUGGAUCGAUUCGCGUAUAAGAAACCAAAGUUGAAUAAAUUAAAAGAAACAAAGUCAACUAUUAAAGAACCUAUUCAGAAAACUGUGCCUGGAAAGUUAUUAAAACGAAAAGAAGGUGCUUUGUCAGGUCCACAAGCAAUGGCUGUUGAUAGUUCGGCAUUCCGACAACUUCCAGUAACUAGUGUUCCUGUUCAUGAACGAUUUUUCCAUAAUUAUUUCAAAUUUCUGGAGACCCAACCAGGUCGCAUUAAAAAAACUGAAAAGAAACCAAAAGAUAAUGAUGAAAAUGGAAGUGACAGUGAUUCAGUUGCUGAUUCUGAAUUCGAUGUUUACCUUGCAAAACAUGAAAAAGAUUUGUUUCCUCCGAAUGAAGAAUGGGAAAAUGAUGCUGAACCGGAAUUUAGUGAUCAAGACUUCAUGGAUAAUUCAGCAGAUGAAGAUGAUACAAAUGAAUAUGACUUUACAGAAAUGGAUAAUAUCAAUUUGUCAGCUAAUUCAAAGUCUAAGAAAACGAAAAAACCAACUGAAUCGAAAUGCAAGUAUCACAAAUUUAAAGAUGACGAUGAAGGAGCGGUUAAUGAUGAUGAUGAUGAAAAUUCUGAAGACGAUAGUGAUGAUGAAGACGACGAUGAUGACUAUAUUCCUGAUAAACCAGGUCAAUUCAAUUUAAAUAAUUUAUUCGCAAGUGCUGAAGAAGUUGGUCAUUUAUAUGAUGUACAAGAAACUGCAAAAGAAAAACGACAACGGUUUUGGGAACAAAAACGUUUAUAUUCACAGAGUAGUAAUAGUAAUCAUAAACGACGACAAUAUCGUGAAAAAGGAGUUUCGAAAAAAAGGAGACUAGAAAAUCGUGAUCAUCAUCAAUCGUCUAGUCGAGGAAAAAUGAAACUUAAGAGUCAAAAUAACUCAAAACGACCACGUCGUCAUUCAUAA